AUGGGUAAUCGUUCAAGCAAAGCAUCCGAAGCACAAUUCUCAAAAAUAUUUUCAAAGUUCACAGAAAAAGAAAAGGAAGCACUAUUAAAAAUUUUUGACGAGUUCGCUUCUGAUAAUUUAGAGGUACAAAAAAUAACAGAAAUAACAAUCACAAAUAUCAAAAAUUACCUUCCUUCAACUAUUGGGGAAACACUCAAAAAUGGAUUUGUUACAUAUUUUCAAUCAACGUCAGUUGAAAGUUCAAUUAAAAGCUCUGAAAAGGUGUCAUUUCAAACUUCACCGAUAACUAAAUCUGGUUUUGUAUCUGGGAUUUAUAAUUUGGUGAAAACUUCACCAAUUGAAAAAUCACAAGCAAUAUAUAUUAUAGGACAAUUAUCACAAGGUACGCUUACAGCUUUUGUAAGAGAGGUUGUUCGAGCAGCAUUGACAUAUUGGUCUGAAGGAAGUUAUCCGGCCAAGCAAAGUAAAUUAAAAAAAGAAAUCAAAGAAUUAUUUAAGGAUGAAACUUAUUUGAUUAAUUUAAUAAUUAUAA
Scutellospora calospora is the source of this 532-nucleotide messenger RNA. The record is from the annotation of a GenBank genome assembly. Lineage: Eukaryota; Fungi; Glomeromycota; Glomeromycetes; Diversisporales; Gigasporaceae.